CUUCUUUCUCUUCCCUACAUGCGCCUCAUCCUCCUACUAUAUAAACCACCCCAUUCUGCACCUCAUAACCCACAAGAGAAGUAGAAACAAACAAAUAACAAGUCUCUUCUAUUACUUGUAACAAAGUGCAGCUAAGGACACUUACAUGGCGACUUCCAUGAGUUGCCUGCUGGUGCUAUGCCUUGUCUGUCCCCUCCUUGCUGGUGUUGUACGUGCCAACCCAUGGUACGGCUUGUUCCCACAGUUUUACGACCACUCUUGCCCGAAGGCAAAGGAGAUUGUGCAAUCCAUCGUGGCGCAGGCUGUUGCCCAGGAGACCAGGAUGGCAGCAUCCUUGGUCAGGCUGCAUUUCCAUGACUGCUUUGUCAAGGGGUGCGACGCAUCCGUGCUACUGGACAACAGCAGCAGCAUAGUCAGCGAGAAGGGGUCCAACCCCAAUCUGAACUCCCUCCGGGGGUUCGAGGUUGUCGACCAGAUCAAGGUCGCCCUUGAGACAGCCUGUCCCGGUACUGUCUCCUGCGCCGAUAUCCUCGCCCUUGCCGCCCGUGACUCUACUGUCCUCGUUGGUGGCCCUUACUGGGACGUGCCACUCGGCCGCAGAGACUCUCUGGGCGCGAGCAUCCAGGGAUCAAACAAUGACAUCCCUGCCCCCAACAACACCCUACCCACUAUCAUCACCAAGUUCAAUCGCCUCGGUCUCAAUGUCGUCGAUGUCGUCGCCCUCUCAGGUGGCCACACCAUCGGCUUGUCCCGCUGCACCAGCUUCCGGCAGAGGCUGUACAACCAGUCGGGCAACGGCCUGGCCGACAGCACACUGGAUGUGUCCUACGCUGCGCAACUAAGGCAGGGGUGCCCCCGCUCCGGCAGCGACAACAAUCUCUUCCCACUCGACGUCGUCAGCUCGACCAAGUUUGACAACUUCUACUUCAAGAACAUCCUUGCCGGUAGGGGUCUCCUCAGCUCUGACGAGGUCCUGCUUACCAAGAGCGCGGAAACUGCAGCACUCGUGAAGGCGUACGCGAAUGAUGUGCAUCUCUUCUUCCAGCACUUUGCACAGUCGAUGGUGAACAUGGGCAACAUCAUGCCACUGACCGGGUCACAGGGGGAGAUCAGGAAGGACUGCAGGAGGCUCAACAACGAUCACUGAGUUACUGAAGCUCCUGUAAGUGCUGAAUUGUGUGUGAAGUUGGCGCCAUAUUUUGUUUGAAUAAGCAAGUGUGGUUGUAAUUUUCGAAAUCGCUUGAUCAUUUGUGUUAUGUAAUUGCAUUAUGAAAUGUGUGUAAUAAUAAUUCAAUAUAUAAGAUGAGUUCACUUGUUUGCUUUA
Molecule: messenger RNA, 1324 nt
Organism: Aegilops tauschii subsp. strangulata
Lineage: Eukaryota; Viridiplantae; Streptophyta; Magnoliopsida; Poales; Poaceae
Product: peroxidase 49
Biological process (GO): response to oxidative stress; hydrogen peroxide catabolic process
Molecular function (GO): heme binding; peroxidase activity
Source: RefSeq, a predicted model, not a curated record